Molecule: messenger RNA, 13109 nt
Organism: Porites evermanni
Lineage: Eukaryota; Metazoa; Cnidaria; Anthozoa; Scleractinia; Poritidae
Source: the annotation of a GenBank genome assembly
CUUGAGAAACUUCCAGGCAAAACAUAACAUGUCUAGCGAAGAACAACGAUCGCUGCUCGGAAGUUCUUCAAGCUCGAAUCAGCAGAAUUCCCGGGUAAAUAGUGAUCACAGUACUGAACACGCAUUUGGAGUGUGCUGAGUAUAACUGAAAUGCGUCUUUUCUGUUUCUUGCACCUCUCUGCUUCAACUUAGGCGUCGUCGUUUUCAAGCAAAUGGGGAUUAGUUUUGUCUUGUAUCGGAUGUGUCGUUGGUACAGGAAACAUUUGGAGAUUUCCGAGAAUAGUGGCAAAUAACAGCGGCGAGAAAGGUAUCAAGGAAGUGUAUUUUUGACAGUAUCUCUUUAAUGCUUAAAUUUCGUUUUAUCAUUGAUACGUGUGGGAUCCCCAUGUCGACUACCUCUGACUUUUUAUAAAUUUCCACAAUCCGCGUGAUUCCCGAUGACCUGUCACUGUUUGGUGACCUUCACGUAAAGCAAAUAGCGUUUCAUACAUACCGCUUUUUUAUAAAGAAAAAUAGGCUAUUAAAGAAAAAAUGGUAAAAGGAAAUCAAUGCAGUGCAUUCCUUUGUUUGUCCACGGAGUGUGCUCGCAAGCGUAAUGAGGUAACUGUCGGGGUGAGGGGGGGGGGUAUUUCAUUUAGCGGUGAUGGGGUGGGGGAGGGGAUAAAUUGCUAUGAAAAGAGACAUUUAGAUUCAAUGAAGCAAGAAUUUUUCUGGGGGGGGGGGUACUACCUUAUAUAAGCCACAAAGGUUUGUGCUGCCCCAGAGGGGAUGGUUUUUGGACCUUUUUUUUCUUAAAACAGGGCUAACCUUUUGCCAUUUUUUUUCUUUUUUUUAACAUAAAUAAAAAUGGAUUUAAAAAGAAACGCUUUUUUAAAAAAAAAAAAAGGGUUAUAAAAAAAAAAGGGGAAAAGGAAAUGAAUGGGUGGCUUGUCUUGUGUUGGCCCGGGGGGGGGGUCGGAAGGGUAAGGGGGGAAGGGGGGGGGGGGGGGGGGGGGGGGUAUUUCAUUUAGCGAUGAUGGGGUGGGUGAGGGGAUAAAUUGCUAUGAAAAGAGACAUUUAGAUGCAAUGAAGCAAGAAUUUUUCUGGGGGAGGGGGUACUACCUUAUAUAAGCCAUAUAGGUAUGUGCUGCCCCAGAGGGUAUGGUUUUGGCACCUUUUUGUUCUGAAAACAGGUAUACACUUUGCCCAUUUUUUAUCGUUUUGAUUCCAAAUAAAUACAAUGUAAGAACGAAACAGAAAUAUGUGAAUUUGAAAUGCAUUAGAAGAAUUGUUUUGUUUGCACUCUAAUCUAAGAAGUGAUGGCAUAAUUUUAGAGGUCUGGUCUGAAAAUGUGUGUGGAAAAAUAAUUAUGAUAUUUUUUGGUCUGAAAUAGGGUCAGGGUUUAGAGAAUCAGGUGGCACAACCCCUUCAAGAAUUACCAGGAGUACCAUUCCUGGGGCAUUUUUAGUAAAAUGGGCUUCAAAUAACUGACUCAGUCUUAAAUGGGCCUUCUAGCUAAUCAACAUCAUCCACAGUUACCACUGAAGAGGGGAUCAAAGGGGUUUUUGCAUGGUACAGGAGAGUGUUGUUAAUUUUUGUAAAAGCUGAAAAUAUGAAGUUAAAAUCCAUGAAAUACUGUCGUUUAAGUUUAGAAAGGUGAACAAUGAUUUGAAAUUACCGUGAUGCCUUAUUUGUACUUUUCCAAUGUCUGUGAAAAGUGAGUAGAACCCUCCAACCUUUUAAUUUACUCCCCCCUUGUUAAAUGGUGGGUUAGUAGUAGGGAGUGGGCUAUGUACUGUAAAUUGAGCUCUUGAAUUCCAACUUUAAAUGUACAGUUUUCUGAAGUGAGUAAUACAUACAUGUAAUUUUAUUAUCUGUACAUGAAACCGUUCACUUCUGUAGGACCACUCAUCUUCUUAAGAACAAGGGUCAUUACCAAGAAUAAGAUCAUAAAAACAACAGACUCAGUGUGCAUGUUGGUCCCUCACCAAGACAGUGAGACCCUUUUGUAAACAUCUGUGACUUUGGUUGAAUAAUUUCAAGACCCAAUUAAUUAAAAUAAGAGCUUGAAGGUCCCCCAAUAGGCAACAUAAAAUGAAUCAAAAUCUGGUUGUUCAAAUUUGAACAACUGGGGCCUGUUGUUUGACUGUUUCUGUAGGUGGACUCCAGUUCCUUUUAGUAUGGAUAUUAUUCCUGGCAAUCUGGUCUAUACCAGUGAUUUUGAUAGAGUAUUCUGUUGGUCGUUACACAAGACAUGGUCCUGUGAAGUCCUUCCGUUCAUUGGUCGGACCCCGGUCAUUGUGGUGUGGGGGAUGGAUGGUUGCUGUUGUUGUUCUCAUUGGGUGAGUAUCAGUCUCCCAGAUAGUUGCAUGGUUACUUCCUUUCUAGAAGCAUAUGAAUCUUGGUAACUGCAGAUUAAAGCAAAGGAGCAAGGUUGGUAUUCCUGUGUAAGACUCUGGGCUAUUUCUGUUCCAGAAAAACCGUCCAAUUUCAAAGUCAUAAUGAGAGUUUCAAAUUAAAACUACAUCUGUAUCUAGCCAGAUCAGUCAAAUCCUAAAUGAUAGUAUGCACAAAGGAGAUGGUUUUUCAGCAAAAACUCUAGGAGAAAGCCUGCUUUUCAAAAUGACUGACCUGGCCAAGGUCCGGCCAGCCUGUUCUGACUUUUGGAAGGCUGAUCCUGUUUCCUCUAAUGGAAAUACAUGUAGUAUUUGACAAUCAUUGUCGUCUUUCAAGAUUAUUUAUUCCAGACAUUAUCAAUUGAAUUGUUUUAGGUCAUACUACUCUGUUGUGGUUGGGUGGUGUUUUUAUUAUCUAUUCCACUCCAUCUUCUAUCAUCUGCCAAACUCAAUACAGGAGAGUAGGGAUAUUUGGAAGGACUUACAGGUAACUUCUGAAAUUAAUUUUGGUUUCGGAUAUAGCAUGUUGGUAUUCAAAGCAGGCGCCGAUCAAUUAGAUGUUUAUAAUAAUAUUAUAGUGUGAAAGGUUUGAACGCAGGAGUCAUUUCAAAAGUAGGUUGAGUUUGAUAGUCCGGGUGAACAUAGUCCUGAAUAGGACUGUUGUUGUUGACAGUGGCUGACGUUUUGACAACCUGUGCGGUAGUCAUCUUCAGAGUCAAAGUGAGUUGUGUCACAUCAGUUGAUGGUAUUAUACUCUGGUUAUUGAUCUGAUUGGUCAAUUACGUCGCAUUUCGGGUACUUUUAGAAGCUGCUCACUUAAUGAUUGGGAAGUCACAUGUAUUCAUUGCGUACCUAAUUUUUUCUUUAAAGGAACAUCAUCAAUACAUUCCAGUCCUGCUCCACCUGUUGACUCUGUUCAUCACCAGUAUUUCAUUAACAAGAUCAGUGUCAUCAAUUGAACGUGUGAACAGCAUCAUUGUCCCUCUUCUGUUACUUGUAUUGGUAGUGUCUUUCUAUUGGUCCUUGACUUUGGAAUAUGCAUCUCAAGGAAUCUCUUUUCUCUUUUCACCUGACUGGGGUAAGUACAGUUGUAAUGCAGUAGCUUGAUGCCAACACUGGUUUCCCUAAGAAAAGAAGUCCCAGGAACAAGCACAGAAAUUCCAUACUGAUGACGUGUCACUACCCAGAUCAGUCUGGGUUGUGCUUCUGGUUAGUGGUGCGGUGGAAGAAAUUUGUUUCAACCAAUCAGAUGCACUUCCCAUAUCUCGGCAGUGAUACUUCAUCAGUGUAGAAUUUCUGCACUAUUUCCUCAGAAUUCCGCUUUGAUGACGGCUAAAUUUGUGAAACCACGAUGAAAAUCUAUGGAACCAAAAAACUUGAUCAAAAAGGGCAAAUGCACAAGUGACUUUCUGUUUUUCAAAAUAACUUGUCUAAGUUCUUGGUGACUUGUUUAGAACUUGGUCCAAACUAUAAAAUAGCUUUACACGAACAGUUUGACGCAAUAGGACAGGAAAAAGGAGCAAAUUUGGAAACCCGAGAAACCAUGUUUGUUUUAUGUCAGAGAACGAAACCCGGAAGUUGGAAUUUUUUCAUUGGUUAUUUUUUUCAGAGUGUAUACGUACGACCAGGCGCGGUAACGACGUCACUAAAAGUGUAAUCUCUGAAACUUUUACAGGGUAAUAACUCCAGCAUCAAGACGUGUCUAUUUGUAAGUAACACUGUUGUUAUGAUUCUUCAGGUGAACUAAAAAACCUAAGAUUGUGGAUCGAAGCAGCUUCUCAAAAUGCUUGGGAUACAGGUAUGAAAUAAUACGAGCGUAUUUCGAGGGCCGCACUAAAUAAAACCUUUUAUUUUUGAAUUUCUUUCUUUGAUGUUUUUCUAAUCCUGCUAGGCGCUGGAGCGGGGUUAUUCUUGACCUAUGCAACAUUUAUGACGAGAAGAAAUAGCGUGGUCAAAAUAGGAACCAUUCUCCCAACAUGUAAUAACUUAAUAAGGUAAAGAAAACAUUUUUUCUCGUCUUAACAUCGUGAGGAGCGAUUGAACACAGGGACGGAACCAAGAAUGUUUCGUGGAUUUUGAGACACAAGCUGUUUAACUGCUGGUAUUACGCUUCCACCCUCCCCUCGGGGUACUCAAAAAUGAUUUAUGCGGGGGGCAUAAGCACCAUUUUUGAGAGAAAAGGUAUCCCUUUCCUGUACCUUCUAUUGACAGUUAGUACCCUUUUCACAAACCUAGUGUAGAACAUUGCAUCCCUUUUAACUCCUGUAAACGCAAUGUUUUUAAAAUAUGGAUAACUAACUAAACCAGAACGUUUGCUCCACUUUUUUCACAGCCAUAAAAUGCAUCUUUUUAUAGCCUUUUUGGGCCAUUUUACAGACCGAAACGAUAGAUUUCCCUAUCCUUUCAUAUACUUCAACUAAUGAAACCCCUAAACUUCCUUAAACCUGAAGACUGAAGAAAGUACCCCUUUCGGGCGGAACCUCCCCGUAUAGGCCAUCAUAGAGAGUACCCCCACCCCCUCGGGAUCCUUCCUCACCGUUGUACAUUAGUUCCCCUGGGCAUUUCACGUUAUGAUACUUGUUUCCGGUAAAAAAAAAAAUUCAAACGAAGCCCCACUUUUUGCGUUGAUAUUGUAAUGUUUUGGUAUGGCAAAAGGGAACUGUUUAUACGGGCCAGAAGUUGCGGCGGCCCUGCCAAAAUUGGAUCUGAAUUGAACCUGAAAUUGAACCUGUUAAUCAGUGUCAAAGGUUACUGCAAAUAUUUCAAUUUAGUUGAGUUAAUAAGUUGAGCAGUAAAGGGGAAAUUAACCGUCGAAAAGGUUAAUAGAAGUUUGAGACAUUCUUCUCUCGUUUUUAAGCAACAUUGUACACUGCCUUUCAACGGUCACUCUUUCCGCUUCAAUGAAAAUAAUAGUUAAAAGGUCUUAGGAUCGGCUGUGAGCUCCGCAUAUAUCCACCUUGUGGUAAAGCUGUUGUUAUCAUUCGAAGCCGUAGAAUUAAAGUUGUGACUAAACAUUGAUUUGUCUUUUUCAUGUUGUUGUUUUCUAGCUUAAUUUGCGCUAUAACAUUAUAUUGCACCGUCUUCUCCACGAAAAUACGAGAACGGCAAAGUCAAAGCAAAAUAGCAGCUUUGCUCAGAGAUGAUGGAUACGCUAAUACUGGGCUGACUUUUCUUUGGUAAGCUGUAAGAGCCGAACAGACAGAGAAAACCAGGGGGGCACUCCAGGGAAGUCUGGGAAGAGGUGUGCCUCUAAGGCCUUCAAAAUCUGACCCUGUUUAAGACAAAAACCGUUCAUUUUGCUGCCCUGUUUAAUACAAGAGACCUUAUUUUAGGACUGUAAUUCGUUUCGUUUGGCAUACAGAGGUAAGAAGUUUUUUUAAAAAAAAUUAUAUAAUAAAAAGUUAGAUGACAAAUGCAGACCUCUCCGCGCUAUCCUUUCAAGCUUUUGAAAGGCUUUCGGUCCAAAAAGACAACCUGUUCAAGACGCUAAAACGUACACCCUGUUUAAGACUCAAGUGAUCUGUUCCAGGGAUCGAGAAACGUUGCGCGAAAACCACGUGGGCGCUUGGAAAGGACGGAGUAUUGAGCCUGUAAGCAUUGUUCUCCAUACCCCAUUCCAGCAUACCAGCUCCUAGUAUACCCUUAUGGUUGGUAAAUUGUGACAGUUUACUUCAACACUUAUGUCAAUCAUCUGGCGUCACGCGCGCAGAGUCUAACAGACAUGUCGAUUAUGUGAAACUCUCCUAUACCGCCCCUUUUUGACGUUUUGACAUUUGACAUUUUGACACGAGAAACAGUUUCUCGUGGACGGAGUAGUGGGCAGAUUGAGGUACAUUGUAUUUGAGAAAAUACUUACAGACUCUCCUCUGCUCUCUUCCCGCCAUUUUUCGCUCAUUCGCGAUUUCACUUCUCGCUCGCUUUUUUGCUCGUCCACACGAGCGAGAGCCUGGCACAGGCACCCAGCACCUUGGAACAGGCUCUCAAAACCACACCCUAUUCAGCCGCACAUACCCGUUAAGUCCAAAUAAGGGAGCGUCACCCACAGUUAGGAAACGUAUUGUUUUGUUGGCAGUUUCCGUAUCAGCUCUGUAAUGGUUUCAUGUAUUCCUUCCACUAGGAUGCCGGUUCUUUACAAAGAGCUGGGAGUUCCAGGUCGUGUCUUGUCAUGUUUAUUCUUCCUGUGUUUGGCCUUAGCUGGUGUUAGCUCACUCAUAGCUGUGCUAGAGUUACCAGUGCUCACUCUUGAAGAAAUGCGAAGUAGGUAUUAGCGACUUUUUGGCGACUGCUCGUGUCGCCUGUUUCAGGCUUCGAGAUAGUUAUGUACAGAGAUUGACUAAACUGAUAAGAAAACGUGCUUCAUUUCCCGUCGCCGCACAGAUCACGCGCGUCCUAUUUUCCCCUGGCGUUGUUUCCAUGACAUCCCUUCUAUCUGAAGCCUGGCACAAGAUACUACUCGCGAGGAGUAAAUCUUAGAUCCCCAUGAGAAACGUCUUGUUUACAGUGGAAGUACAAUUUUAGCUAGUCUAGCCAGUUUACAAGGACCCUACUACAAACGUUUUAACGUUUUAAGGUUACAAACGUUAAACAGGUAACAAAAACCCCAAAUGGCAGGAUACAACAAGGUUGUCAUUUGCUAACGUGACCAAGGAUUUGAACUCGGGGCGACCGAGAAACAAAUCCAGGUGGUGGUCGGAGCAAAACUCGAACCUAGGACCGCCGUAUUCCGAGCCUGACGCGCUGACCAUUCGGCUUCGUUGCCUCCUAAUGUAACAAGAUCAAGGGAGUAUAAUCCUCUUUUGAAUAGACACAAGAAAUUUACAAGGGACCAACAUGUAUUAAGAUCGCAAUGACAUGAACCGAAAGUAAAAUCAGCUGAAAAUUAUCUUGAAGCUAAAUGUUUGCCAAAUUUCUUUAGAAACUUUCAGAUCGUAAAUGAAUCCAUCAUAUGACUGAGCCGGCCCAAGGCCCAGCUGCAUAAAAGUCAUACGUAACAGCUACCGUCUGGCGUUACAAAAGAGACAUUAACCAGCGAGCAGGCUCAUUCGUGCGAGUUCGGCAAAGGCAAAGCUAACGGCUAACGGCGCCUCAAUCGUCUCGCCGUUUUCGCCGGCUUUUUCUGGUGGCCCCGCAGCCUCAUACCCAGGCCAGUUCGCGCUAUCCGAGUUACCAGAGGAGGCUUGGAACCGAGUGCGAUAGUCCUCGGCGAACUUUCCCGACAAGCUUGACAUGUGACGUCACAUCUGAAAUCGCCGAGGACGCCUACGAACGAGGCUGGUUGCCCCGGAGCCCAUUGCAGCCGGCCUAAGAAUCGUCUAGACCAUUAGUAUAGUAUAUACAGGCGGGUUAGGGUGUCUGCGCCGUAGAAUAACAGCGCCAAAUCUCGUGGAUGUGAGCCUGCGUUUGUACGGCUGCCCCCUGCCCUCAAACAAGGGAAGGCCGCUGUACCGAGUUACGUUUAGUGUGACGUUACUGUUUAUGCAACUGGUCCCUGGGGCCAUUCACAGAACACAGUCACAGAACACAGUCAGAGGGGCCGGUUUUUUUUUUUUUUUUUUUGAGGUUUCGAUAAACGCUAACUGUUUCUUUUAUUAUUCUACGUGCUUCAACAGUUCCCAGGAAGUUUGCUUUACCUCUGGUGUCUGUAGGAAUGUUCUGUCUCGGUAUACCCUCAGCGCUGAAUUUGGAUUUCUUAGUUAAUCAGGUCUGUAGCAACGACAUGUUAGGUAAUAUUCACACUAUAUCCCAUAGCUUUUGCACCAGCACGAAACCCAUACCGGAUAGGACUUCUGUUCACAACAUAAGAACGGUGAUUUCGGCGCUAUUUCUGUAACGGAGGGAAGCUGUGCCAAAGCUGAGCGUAACAUGCCGGAUUAGGUUCUGUGCCACAAUUUGGUGUAGUGCGAACUGGUAUUUGGACCAUAGCGGAAGUGAAUAAGCAGAAAAAGAGGACUGGAAUCCACUGAGACGAAAGUAAAUGUUCAGGAGUAUGGAUUGGGACUGGGAAGACCCAAACCCUCUCGAUCAACUGCUCCGGUACAAUGUUCGAUGUGUGUGAGCGACUUGUUCCAGUUCGGUGCCGUUGCUGUUCACACUUUGUCGACACGACAAAGUGUGAACAUGACCUUAUACCUCAUUCCUUGUAUAGUGUCGACAUGACCUUAUACACGUAACAUCUCAGUAACAGUCGGACCAAAAUACGUCGUCAUCGUCGGGUGUGAGUGCAAAGGUGGCUCACCCCAGUCUGUAUUCGCUGUGUUAUAUUAUUUUGAACAGAUUUCACCUUCAGUAGAGAACCUUUAAUGCGGUGUAAACAAAUAGUGCGAAAAAGAUGAACCUGGAACCUUUUAGCGCAAAAAGAGCGAAGCCCUUUAUUGACCAGUGACGUCAUCCGAAAUUGUUUUUUGUCGAGAAAGGAUGGGAAUUAAAAAUAUUUUUGCUAGACAAAUGGAUGUCAUAAAACAUUUUCACUUGGCUUUGAGCACGUGUUAUCAUUUUACACUUACAACUAACUAUCUCGCAACCGCAACAACUUGAACACAGGAAAAAACAUUGGAGUUGUAGGCAAAAGUAGUUUUGAUAAAUGGAGAAUACAAAACAUUGUAAUUACAGUUUAGAAAGGGGCUUUUGCCGUAUUUGUUUCUUCCAGGACUUUGUCUGGGCGUUUGGCCAGGUAUUGGCUGGAGUAGUCACCAUAUCUUUACCGAUCCGUUAUGGCGCGUCGAAGUUUCGUAAUGAAAUAGUAAACCAGGUAUGGAUGUUUGGUAGUAAUUCUAGGAUUUGAGAAUAAUCAAACUUUUUAAUUGCCACGCUGAUCAGUAGAGGCUCCCCCUGCAGAUAAACUAGUACGCGCGGGGUGGGGCGGGGGGGGGGGGGACGAUGGAGAAAGAGAGAAAAGGAGAAAGGCUCGCUCUUUUUUCUCUUUCCCUUCAUCCCCUGCACGCAUUCUUUAUCUUCAUGAAGAUCGCGUGUUUUACACUAUUUGCCCACUCUAAGUAGCUUACCAGCUUCCAGAAUUUAGCACACAGCUUGAAGUUUGAACAUUAAUUCAGGAUAACUUUUUCAAUUAUGUUAAUGUAUUCUCACUGUAAUGUACUGCUUUUUUAAAAUUCAGUUUGGAUUAGAGGACUGGAAACUGCCAAAGAUCUGGGUGUACGUUAUAAAGUACGUGAGAUCAUUUAACCAACUUUGCCCUUUGCUAAAUAAGGUUCAUGCUACUUAAAUUUUUCCAAUCAUUGCUUUUUAUAAUGGACCGUACAGUCAAACCUCCACAAAUAGACUCAUCCUCCAUGGUCUAUGGUCUCAACGACAUAAAAACAUGACCCUUGUUACAAAUACUGAGCGAAAUCUUGCGCGCUGAUUGGUCGGUAGCUGUGAUCUGUGAGGGUGCAGACCAACUUCGUUCCCAGGUCCUCUCUCUUCCUCCCGAAGAAAGAAGACCGUAUAAUGACAUAAUGGUGGCAAAUUCUUUUUUUUUUUAUCUUUUUUUUUUCGGUCUCUCGCGCGAGAUUUCUCGAGAAACGUCGCCGGGAAAUGGACGUUGGAAACUGUCAAGGUUGAAAUGGGAAGUAAGCAAGUAGGAAAGAGUAGGCAAAACGUUUACAACCUAUCACAUAACCCCUACUGUAAAUCAAAGGUCUGAAAAACCGGUUGCUUCUUUGAAGGGAACUGCUAAUGAACCGCUAAUAAAAUACAAGGGGCUAUGUGUCAAUAUCCCAGAGGAAUUAGUCAUAUCCUUGCAUAUAUUAUCCUGACACACAAUUUAUUGUUUACGAAUAAUUUUUCGUUCAAGUAUUGUUAAACACGACGUUACAACUCAAUAUGAAACGGGAUUUUCUUAGUCCUGACUUCGUAUAGACAAACUUCCUUAUUUAGAGGGAAAUAUUAAAGAUUUCCAAAAGCAUUUUUAAAGAUUCCAAACCUGAGCUUUGCUUUAAUUCCAAGUUGCGCUCUUUUAUCCAUGCAAUCACCAUCAACUCACAGCCUCAAGGACCAGUUAACUUCUUGUUGUAUUUUGCAGCGUUUGUGUCUGAUAGUAGCAAAUACCUCGUCCACAGCUUUCAUCUCUAAUUAUGUAGGUGAAACGAUCCUCUGUAUGGAAAUUGAAAUUGCCGUUCCUGGCUCGUUUUCUUCAACCAUAACAACCGUUUCCGAAUAGUUUUCUGACGUUUCAGUUUAAACACUGCCGUAUAAACUGCCUGAUGUAAAAAAUCGUGUUCACUGGUAAUCAGUCGACGUUGCUCUACUUAGCGCGUAUACAGACAACUAAUCCUAAAUACUACGACUUUGAAAAACAAAGGCUCAUUUCAAACGUCACAUUCCACACGUGCCGAAUUUUAUGGUAAUAAGGAAAAUAUAGCGUUUAGUGUCGCUCAUUUACAUCAGAUUUGGCAUAAGUGAAACGCGACGUUUAAAACGGGUCUAACGUUAAUGUUUAUGCCACUAUGGCACCAUGGAAUGCUCGCUGAAGGUGAACUGUAGACGCCAUAUUUUUGGAUCUCUUGUGGGAUCCUUGGCAAUGUAAAGAUGAGCCCUUCAACACUUCCACAUCGUCUAAAAUACACUUCUUUUACCCCCCUUGCCCCUUCCCCCCACUUGCAUAAAAACUAACAAUUAAAUACAUAGUACUAUUUAAAGGUACUGCAGAAGAUGUUUCAUUUGAAUGGUAACACCAUGCAAAAAAAUGAACCACAUACAAAUAUAUGAACCCAGUGAAAGCACCUUCGUUUUUGUUGUUGUUGCCGUCAUUUUAAAAGCCUAUAUUCAAUAAAGUGAAACAGUAGGUCAUUAUUUUUAAUUGUGGCUUCCUAUUCUUCCUCAGAGACCUUCUCUAGGUUUAUUGAAAAUGAUAACCUGUUUGAAACAAUACAAAGGUGCUUUAAAAACUGAGGAACAAAAUUGUGACGCCAAUAUCGUGAACAAUCCAAAAAUCAGGUCAUUCAUGUCUUUAUAGCGAUUUUCCUUUAACCACUGUUUUCAGUUUUGUCGAUCCUACAGUUGCACUAGCACUAUUAGUGUCAUUUGUCAUUGACACUGUGAAGGAUGAGAAAAAGAAGUGGUACGAGUUUGGAAGAGAAUCUCUUAUGUCAUGUCUUGUCGAGGUAAGUCGAUAAGUGGUGUUACUGUGGGCUUGGGUUUACUGUGUCUAUGCUUUAGUGCCCAGUUGGACGUUUUACUGUAAAUUGUCUGAGACGUGUUUAAAAUAUAACUUGAUACCACAACACAUUGCGUUUUAUCGUUAUGGAAUUGAAAUUAUAACAAAUUUUGAAUCUGAUUGGCUGGCAAAAAUACUUAUAUUUUUUACUUCACCCAGUGUGACGGCGAGAUGAGACUACACAUGUGGUAAGCACACGGUUUUCAAACCCAAAAAUGCGGCUAUUCCAAAGUUAGUGUCUUGACAAGUAUUGCGCAGUUUGUGAUGUCUGGAAAAGAGAGCAAUGACCGGCCAUUCCUGCGGGUAUGGGUUUUGUCCAAUUUGAGGUUGCGAGCUCAACUGGAUCGGUUUUGUGUCCAAAUGAACGAUGUGACUGUUCUGAAAGGUUGCGCAAGACACUGGGUCAAAAUUUUUCCCCAAAACAGUCCCACAGUGUAAUUCCAUGAAUGAGACUCAUAGUGGUGUCUAUUAUCCAGCUUGAGGAUACGCGCGCCACUUAAUCGGUGUCCUGUCCAAUUGCAUUGUAGGACUAUUCUAGGGGCAUUGUCGUCAUUACCAGGUUGCGCAAGCUAAGAAACUGGGAAAAUUUUCUCCAAAAUAGUCCCACAGUGCAAUUCCAUGAAUGAGACUCGUAGUGAUGUCUAUUGUGUAGCUUGAGGAUGCGCGCGCCACUUAAUCGGUGUCCUGACCAAUUGCAUUGUAGGACUAUUCUAGGGGCAUUGUCGUCAUUACCAGGUUGCGCACGCUAAGAAACUGGGAAAAUUUUCCCCAAAAUAGUUCCACAGUGCAAUUCCAUGACUGAUACUCAUAGUGAUGUCUAUUGUGUAGCUUGAGGAUGCGCGCGCCACUGGAUCGGUGUCGUGUCCUUUUGCAUUGUGGGAGUAUUCUAGGGGAAUUGUCGCUAUUACAAGGUUGCGCAAGAAACUGGGAACCCACAGUACAAUUCGACGAAACACCGACCAAAAUCACACGCAACCUCAAAACAGCAUGCCUUUCUUUUCUCUUGUUUUACAGUGGUUUGUGGUUCUAAUACUGUUAGUAUUAGCAAAUGCGUUGUGGAUGCGUUACCGUAGAACUCGAAGAAGAAUUCACAGAAUCUCCAGCAUUCGUGACACACAGCGUACGCCAACGACUAACGUCGACGACGCGAAUUGAUAUAUAUUCAGUGGAUGGAUUUAUCCAUCACAGUUAGAUAUUCAAUGGACAAUUCUUCAAUUAGUGCUUAACAUAUUCUUCCUAAAAAAAUAGGUAGAAAGGUGAUUUUUUUAAUUAUUAGGUGCCACGAAUUUCCCUACAGCCGUCUUGCAGAAUUUCUUGCUGGAUCGACAACCCAGUGUUUCUAAACUGUUUCUAAAAGUGAUUCACUCUAGCUUCGAAAGCUUUACUUCAGAUACUCAACUUAAUUUAAUAUCGUCAUAUAUUAAGCUGUAAUUUUUUUUGUAGAUUAGAUUAGAUAUUUGUAUUUAGAUUACGAUUCGCGAAUCGUAGGAUGACUCGCCUCAAUUUACUCUAGAGGGGCCGCUGUGAAGAUGCUCUUGGAAACCUCUAAUUUCAUUUACUCUUCCGAGCUUGAAGCUCUUCAG